Hyla sarda is the source of this 1032-nucleotide messenger RNA. RefSeq names its product nucleophosmin/nucleoplasmin 2 (gene NPM2). Gene Ontology annotation, molecular function: histone binding; RNA binding; chromatin binding. The transcript has 10 exons. Gene Ontology annotation, biological process: chromatin remodeling; positive regulation of DNA replication. NCBI's taxonomy places the organism in Eukaryota, Metazoa, Chordata, Amphibia, Anura, Hylidae. The record is from RefSeq and is a predicted model, not a curated record. Gene Ontology annotation, cellular component: nucleoplasm; nucleolus; cytoplasm. Bases 205 to 807 code for a protein of 200 amino acids.
UUUAGUCUGUAAUGGGGGAACAAGAAUUCUUAAUGUGUCAGAUAAACGCGUGGUUCUGACAGGAUCAUCAUGGCGGCGGCCGCAGCUAGGGGGCGCUAGAGCUACUGCAGGCCUGCCUCCUUCCCAUAGUAACGAGAAAAGUAGCCGCCUCUAGCAACGCCAGGCUAUCGGGACACAUCGAUAUGAAACACGCGUGCUGUCAACAUGGCCUCUACAGCUAGUAACACCAGCAAGCUUGAGAAACCAGUGUCUCUCAUAUGGGGGUGUGAGCUGAAUGAGCAGAACAAGACCUUUGUGUUCAAAGUGUCAGAUGAAGACAAGACCGAGCACCAGCUGGCCCUAAGAACAGUAUGUCUGGGGGACAAGGCCAAAGAUGAGUUCCAUAUAGUAGAAAUAGUUCCUCAAGAGGUAGCAGGGACUGUCUCCCAACCUGUUCCCAUAGCCACUCUAAAGCCAUCUAUUUUGCCAAUGGCUACGAUGGUCGGCAUUGAGUUGACUCCCCCGAUCACCUUCCAGUUGAAGGCUGGCUCUGGACCUGUAUAUAUUAGCGGUCAGCACAUUGCAUUGGAGGAAGAUUAUUCAUGGGCCGAGGAGGAGGACGAAGAAGAGGAGGUAGAAGAGGAAGAGGAGGAAGAUCCUGAAUCUCCCCCAAAAGCAGUUAAAAGGCCAGCAGCCUCCAAGAAAGGAAGCCAAGCGAAGAAGAAGAAAAUGGACAAAGAUGAGGAGGAAGAGGGCUCUGAAGAAGACAGUCCAGUAAAAAAGGGCAAAGGAGCAGGAAGAGGCAGGAAGCCAGCUGCUAAGAAAUGAGAUGUUGGUUGUUGAUCUUUGUCUUGUCUAGUGUGUGAGAUAUCCAGACCACAAUCUUAUGGCACUGUCAAUGUUCACAGACAACCUAUCCAAUCAGGGUCACCUCCAUCCUUUCAACCCAUUACACCAGUGACAAAGGCAGGCCAAGCUGGAUGUCAUCAUAAUGUAAUAUAUGCUCUUCAAGUGUUCCUGUCUUGUAAUCUGUCCAAUAAAGUUCCUUUUCUA